CCGUUACCUUCCGGGUAACGGUGUCGGAAACAUUUUUUGGUGUGCAGAAAGGCGGAUCCCGUUUUUUUGUGCCACUUUUGUCUUUAAGAACUUCUGCAGGCCCAGUUGUUUGGUUGUCAAUCGUCGACCGCGUUUGUACAUUUGAGAAAACCUUGCGGUGCUGUAUGUUUAAGCAGAUCUAUUGUUAGACCAGGUCUUCGGCAUUUUUUUUUUCUUCUUCUUCUUCUUUUAGCGGUUGUUUAGCGGAGUAUUAGUCCGCCAUCGGCGAGCUAACUUUUUACUGCAUAACAAGGAAGGUGCUGUACGCAAGACGAUGGGAGAUAAAGAAUUGGUGUGGGCAGUGAAAACGGGUGACAUGGACGAGGUGAAAGCUAAGCUUGUAACGGCUGAUGAUGUAAAUCGGACCCUGGAUACUGGGAGGAAGCCUCUUCAUUACGCCGCCGACUUCGGCCAAGGGGACGUGGUGGCGUACCUUAUUAGUAAGGGAGCAAAUGUCAAUGCUACAGACAAGCACGGCAUAACCCCGCUGAUAAGUGCCUGUUAUGAGGGUCACUUGCCGUGUGUCAAGAUGCUCCUGGAAAAGGGCGCCGACAAAAACCAGACGGGUCCGGACGGCAUCACCGCCUUUGAAGCUGCUGAGAGGGAAGAGAUAAAGGCUCUGCUGAAGUGAGAGCAGCGCAGUGAGGGAGGCGGCUGGACAGGUGGAUGAACAGGCUCCCAGAUGGACGCAGUGCUCCCCCGACGGAAGACGGACUCACCCCCAUUUCCUCCAAUCAGCCUCUGUCUCAACACUGCUUUGGUCUGUUUGUUGGAGGUUCAUUUAGUCUGUCUGGUGAUUUUUCCUUCACCUGGUUGUUGUUUUUUUUUUUUUUUUUAUUAUUUUGUUUUGUUUUUUUACUUUUCCCCAAAUUGUUGGGAUAGUAUUUUCUGUUCUUUUGGCCUCUGUCUGUUAGCAGCGGGACACAUAAAUAAAUAAAAAUCUCCCUUAGGGACCAAACACUGGGGGAGCUCUGUUGAACCCGGAUCAUGUAACACUGUUCAGACUAGAAAUCGAAUUCUGUACGGCUAGCAGCUAAAUAUGCAUCUGAUCUUCUGCUGUCUCUGAAACUUAAAAUAAACCCAAGCGUUACAGAUCAAUGGCG
This is a messenger RNA of Fundulus heteroclitus (mummichog), 1142 nucleotides long. RefSeq names its product myotrophin (gene mtpn). Gene Ontology annotation, biological process: regulation of barbed-end actin filament capping. Gene Ontology annotation, cellular component: nucleus; cytoplasm. Gene Ontology annotation, molecular function: protein binding. Bases 314 to 670 code for a protein of 118 amino acids. The transcript is spliced from 4 exons. Lineage: Eukaryota; Metazoa; Chordata; Actinopteri; Cyprinodontiformes; Fundulidae. The record is from RefSeq and is a predicted model, not a curated record.